Molecule: messenger RNA, 1158 nt
Organism: Drosophila ananassae
Lineage: Eukaryota; Metazoa; Arthropoda; Insecta; Diptera; Drosophilidae
Exons: 4
Coding region: 588-983 (131 amino acids)
Source: RefSeq, a predicted model, not a curated record
UCUCUCUCUCACACUUUGUUUCUUCGCUUUUGUGAUCCUUUGCUUUCGUGAUCCUUCUCUCAUCCUGUUUGUGGCAAAGCUGUGAUUUAAAUUCCACUUUUUUGUUAAAUAUAUAUUAAAAAAGGUCUUCUAACUAUAAAGUUCUGCUUAAAAGACAAAAGAAAUUGUGCAAAAAGAGAAAAAUGGCUUCGCAAUGUAAACAAACAAAUAAUGGCGGCACAGUGCGUGUGUUUUUGAGUUUAAAACUCUCUCAACAUAGUGUUUCUCUUUGCAGAAAUUGUUAAAAUCGCUAAAAAAAACUUAAUCCUCGAAGCUGUGGCUAAUGAAAACUAUAUCUAAGUUAAACACAAAGCUUGAAAUAUGGGGAAAUUCAAAGAGGGUGCUCCAUUCCCCGCAUGUGUGUGUGGGAGAGACUUCGGCGUCCCACACAAAGAACCGUUAGCUUGUUAACAGAGCCAAUAACAUAUGUAAAGAUGUAAAUAUGUAAAGAUGGAUGUAAAUAUGUAAAGAUUGAUGUAAAUAUGUAAAGAUUGAUGUAAAUAAGUGUAUGUAUAAAAUACAUCACUGAAAUUAAAGUGGCGGAUAGUAUGGACCUGAAAAUGGAGCUGGGCGGUCUUAUGCAAUCACCAACCAAUGCCAAGCGUUUCGUGGUCGAGGAUUCAAUUACCAAGGUCACCUCCGAUGGCGAACCACAUGGAAUGAUGACAAUGGUGGCUGGAUUAUCUGGACUACUGGCAGCCAUUAUAAUUCUAGCCGUUUUGGCCUCCAUGGUGGCCUGUCGCAAGCAGCGAAGCCCCUUGAAACGUAAGAGCCGCAGUUCCACCAACGUAGCCAUGACCAGUGUCCAGUCAGAUCAACCGCAAUUGGCUGGAAAUUUGAAUGCCGCUUUUGCCGAGAGUACAUUAACUCUGGACAAGAUCAAGGCUCAGGAUCAGGACACGCAGUGGCAGCCGACAUCAGUGGUGGUGGUGGAGCGGUAUUAACUAUGGCAUCUACCGGGCGCGUGCUUUUUUUUUUUAAUAUUGUUUAGUAAACAUUUGAGACUGAGACUUAGCUUAAGGACUUCCAGAAUUAUCUAUAAUGAUAUAUAUUUAACUUGUAAGAUUUUUUUGUAUUGUUAAUAUUCUUUGAUAAAACAUAUCUAUAUUUAAAAGUGUA